AUGGGUAUUUCAUCCAAGUGGAUCAAAUCACUUGUUGGGAUAAAAAAGCAUGGAAAAGCUCAAAAUGGCGAAAGCAGCAGAGAAAGGAGCUCUGCUGCUCAGCUGCUACACAAACGGAAACAUUCUGUGGAUACUGAAGGCUCCCUUGCAGUUGCAGAACACACAGUGCAAAUUGAACCAUUGGCUAGUGACACCAAUACACAGACAAUUUCAUCUGAGACUGAACUAAAUACAAAGGAGCAUCAGGCUGCAACAGUUAUUCAAUCAGCCUUUCGAGCAUUCUUGGCUAGGCGAGCUUUACGGGCAUUAAAAGGAUUAGUUAGACUCCAGGCCCUCGUUAGGGGCCAUGCUGUACGAAAGCAAGCAGCAGAAACACUUCAGUGUAUGCAAUCACUAGUAAAGGCUCAAGCUCGUGUCAGAGCAAGACAGGUUCGUAUUGGUUUGGAAGGUCAGGUACCCCAGAAGAAGGCUCCUGAACAAAAUGCUCAGGAGGAUCAAGCUCGAGAAAUUGAGGAACGCUGGUGUGGUGGUAUUGGCUCGGCGGAAGAUAUGCAAGCUAAAGCAUUGAAAAAGCAAGAAGCUGCCGCUAAGCGGGAAAGAGCAAUGGCAUAUGCUUUAACACACCAGCGGCAAGCAGGUUCCAGGAAACAGAAAGCUGCAGAUGUCCAAGGGCCAGAGGCGGAUGAGAACCAGUGGGGGCGGAACUGGGUGGAGAGGUGGGUGGCUGUACGCCCAUGGGAGAACAGGUUACUGGACAGCAAUGCCAAAGAGAAUGUACCAAUUGGCGACGAUAAGGAGGCUGAGGAAAAUGGGGACAGGGAUGUAAACAAGCCAAAAGGAAAAGUUGCAGUUUCUGGCAUUCAGUCAAAUGGUUCAAGCGGGACGAAAGAUGCAAAACACAAGAAGUCACAUUCUGAUGCAAGUGGUUCUUCAUCAGGGCAAUCUGCGGCUGCGCCACCCGCUGCUUCUUUGGGAUCAUCUAAGCUGAAACCGAAGCCAUCGGGUCAAACCUCUGAGGAAGUCAGCCCUCAACCUACCGAUCCGGCUCCGCGGUCCACAAGUAAUCCGAAAGAAAGGCCAGCAGCACAAGUCAAUGCACCAACGAAGAAGCGGCUAUCCCUUCCUAGCAACGAACUGCCGGUGGCGGAGCAAGAAAAGGCCAGGCCAACAGCAGCGAGAAAGCUCGGCCCGUCGGUUCCAAGAACAAGGCGAAAGGAGCGUCCAAGUCUGAACCGAAGCAGCGUCGGAGCCCUGGCAGCGCAACCGCGAAGCGGGCCCAGGCACAGGCCUGACCAAUCAAUCUACUCCCUCCCAUUUCAUCCAGAAACUUAG
Triticum turgidum subsp. durum (durum wheat) is the source of this 1332-nucleotide messenger RNA. Lineage: Eukaryota; Viridiplantae; Streptophyta; Magnoliopsida; Poales; Poaceae. The record is from the annotation of a GenBank genome assembly.